Messenger RNA from Ostertagia ostertagi, 612 nucleotides. NCBI's taxonomy places the organism in Eukaryota, Metazoa, Nematoda, Chromadorea, Rhabditida, Trichostrongylidae. The record is from the annotation of a GenBank genome assembly.
AUGGUAAGGCAGGUGUCACGAUUCCCUGCUAUUUACUUGGAAUUAAGACCAGAGACAUCUUGUCACAGUAGCCAACUGCUUGCUCAGCUGGCAGCACUUCGUGACGACUCUCAGCUGUGUGACGUGGUGCUGGUCAUUAAGGUAAUUCUCACAAGAGUCUCUUGUAUCGUCUCCCAGUUUUUCAAACGAAAUAGAAUUGGUCGAUCUGGAACCAACGACGCUAGUUGCUGCCUUGUUAAUUUCUGCUAUUCUGGUAGGCUAGAGAUCAACGAUGCUAAUGUGCUGAACAUGCUGCAUGCUGCCAGCGUUCUUCAGUUGGACAAAGUUCAGGUUUUCACGGCGGUAACUCACUGGGUUAAGUUCAAUUUAACAGAACGGAAAAGCUAUCUUUCAAAGCUCUUAGAGCAUGUUCGUCUGCCACUCUGUAGUCCAAAGUUUCUUGUCGGCACGGUCGGUGAGGACCCGUUGCUGAGUGAUGACACCGCCUGCCAAGAGCUUGUCAAUGAAGCGAAGAACCAUCUGCUUCUACAGCUGGCUACACUCGAACACUCAAAGUUGCAAGGGCCGCGUAUUCGACCGCGCAAAGUACUAUCUGGAGAAGUGUUAUAUGCU